Vidua chalybeata is the source of this 944-nucleotide messenger RNA. It is a transcript of the gene MYF5, whose product is annotated as myogenic factor 5. NCBI's taxonomy places the organism in Eukaryota, Metazoa, Chordata, Aves, Passeriformes, Viduidae. The record is from RefSeq and is a predicted model, not a curated record. Gene Ontology annotation, biological process: positive regulation of myoblast differentiation; regulation of transcription by RNA polymerase II; muscle organ development. Gene Ontology annotation, molecular function: DNA-binding transcription factor activity, RNA polymerase II-specific; protein dimerization activity; RNA polymerase II cis-regulatory region sequence-specific DNA binding. Bases 1 to 777 code for a protein of 258 amino acids. The transcript has 3 exons.
AUGGAGGUGAUGGACAGCUGCAAGUUCUCCCCGUCCGAGCUCUUCUAUGACAGCUCCUGCCUCUCCUCCCCGGAGGGCGAAUUCCCUGAGGAUUUUGAGCCCAGGGAUUUACCUCCUUUCAGCGCCCACGAGCCCCCCGAGCCUGCCUGCUCCGAGGAAGAGGAGCAUGUCCGAGCUCCCACUGGCCACCACCAAGCUGGUCACUGCCUCAUGUGGGCUUGCAAAGCCUGCAAAAGAAAAUCCACCACAAUGGACCGGCGGAAGGCAGCCACCAUGAGGGAGAGAAGGAGGCUGAAGAAAGUGAACCAGGCUUUUGAGACCCUGAAGAGAUGCACCACUGCCAACCCCAACCAAAGACUCCCCAAAGUAGAGAUCCUGAGAAACGCCAUCAGAUACAUAGAGAGCCUCCAGGAGCUCUUGAGGGAACAGGUAGAAAACUACUAUCACCUGCCGGGACAGAGUUGCUCCGAACCAACUAGCCCCACUUCCAGCUGCUCCGAUGGGAUGGCCGACUGUGGCAGCCCCGUUUGGUCGGCGAGAGGCAGCAGCUUCGACGCCGUCUACUGUGCCGAGAUGGCCCACGGGUACGCCGCCGAUCAGAGCUGCGCGCUGUCCAGCCUGCACUGCCUCUCCAGUAUCGUGGAUCGUCUCUCCCCGGCGGAGGAACCAGGGCUGUCCGUCCGCGACGCCGACUCCCUCUCGCCCAGCGCCAGCAUCGACUCGGGGCCGGAGACGCCCGGGACGCCGCUGCCCCGACGGACCUACCAGGCGCUAUGAGGGGCCGGAGGGCCGGCACCCCGACCCUGCCGCCGGGGCCGCCUCCCGCGCCCGGCAGCCUCCUGCAAACUCUUCUCGGGCGAGAGGGGCAGCCCCGGAGCCCUUUGGGCCGCCGCUUCCGUCUGGGGCUGCAGGCAAAGCGCCGCGCCGGCCCCCGGCCAGGGAUU